AUGGGUCACUACUCGAAAGCACUUGAAUUUUACGAAAAAUCACUUAAAAUUAAAGAAAAAGCUCUGCCUUCGAAUCAUCCAAAUUUGGCUACAUCAUACGGCAACAUUGGUCAAGUGUAUAAUAACAUGCGUGACUACUCGAAAGCACUUGAAUUUUACGAAAAAGAUCUAGAAAUCACAAAAAAAGCUCUGCCUUCGAAUGAUCCAAAUUUGGCUAUUUCGUACAACAACAUCGCUGCAGUGUAUUAUAACAUGGGUGACUACUCGAAAGCACUUGAAUUUUACGAAAAAUCACAUCAAAUCAACGAAAAAGCUCUGCCUUCGAAUCAUCCUGAUUUGGCUACUUCAUACGGCACCAUCGGUCAAGUGUAUAAGAACAUGGGUGACUACUCGAGAGCACUUGAAUUUUACGAAAAAUCACCUAAAAUCUUGGAAAAAGCACUGCCUUCGAAUCAUCCCUCAUUGGCUACGGCGUACAGCAACAUCGGUUCAGUGUACCGCAACAUGGGUGACUACUCGAAAGCACUUGAAUUUUACGAAAAAUCACUUAAAAUUAAAGAAAAAGCUCUGGCUUCGAAUCAUCCCUCAUUGGCUACGUCGUACAGCACCAUUGGUCAAGUGUAUAAUAACAUGGGUGACUACUCGAAAGCACUUGGAUUUUGCGAAAAAUCACAUCAAAUCUAUGAAAAAGCGCUGUCUUCGAAUCAUCCCUCAUUGGCUACUUCAUACAGCAACAUCGGUGGAGUGUACAGCGACAUGGGUGACUACUCGAAAGCACUUGAAUUUUACGAAAAAUCACACAAAAUCUACGCAAAAGCUCUACCUUCGAAUCAUCCCUCAUUGGGCACUUCAUACAGCAACAUCGGUACAGUGUACAGCGACAUGGGUGACUACUCGAAAGCACUUGAAUUUUACGAAACAUCACAUAAAAUCUGGGAAAAAGCUCUGCCUUCGAAUCAUCCUCAUUUGGCUACUUCGUACAGCAACGUCGGUCAAGUGUAUAAUAACAUGGGUCACUACUCGAAAGCACUUGAAUUUUACGAAAAAUCACUUAAAAUUAAAGAAAAAGC
Molecule: messenger RNA, 1070 nt
Organism: Rotaria sp. Silwood1
Lineage: Eukaryota; Metazoa; Rotifera; Eurotatoria; Philodinida; Philodinidae
Source: the annotation of a GenBank genome assembly